This is a messenger RNA of Scheffersomyces amazonensis, 1013 nucleotides long. RefSeq lists its product as uncharacterized. Gene Ontology annotation, biological process: protein folding in endoplasmic reticulum. NCBI's taxonomy places the organism in Eukaryota, Fungi, Ascomycota, Pichiomycetes, Serinales, Debaryomycetaceae. The coding region runs from base 112 to 882 and encodes 256 amino acids. The transcript is spliced from 2 exons. The record is from RefSeq and is a predicted model, not a curated record. Gene Ontology annotation, cellular component: membrane; EMC complex.
UUCCACAAAAACUAAAACGUUCACUAACUAAAGUCCACUAAAAUCAUCUACCAUAAUCAUUUAGAGGAGCAUUUGGUGACACUAUAUAGUAAUUAUAAAUUAUACUGAAAUAUGCUGACUCCAGAUUUAUUAUUAGAUCCUCAAUUGAAAUAUUGGGUACUUUUACCCAUCUCAUUUGUUAUGGUAUUGGUGGGUUUGUUAAGAUCUAAUAUAACUUACCUUCUUCAACCAGGACCUAAAUUAGAGGAAUAUAAAGCCAUCAGAGAAAAACAAUUCUUAAGAAGAGCAGCCUGCUUUAGACAAAAUAAUGGAGUUUUAACUACUGAAGAAUUUGAAAAUAGAAGACAAUAUUUAAUUGAAAAAUUAAACUCUACGGAAUUCUAUGCAAAAGUAGAAGAUCCAAAUGCUGAAAGUACUAAUCCACUUUCAGAUCCAAGUACUAAUGAUGCAUUAAUGAAUAUGGCAAAGGGGAAUAUGAUGAAUUAUAUUCCCCAAACUCUUAUUAUGGCUUGGGUAAAUUAUUUCUUUGCAGGAUUUGUCAUUAUGAAAUUACCUUUCCCAUUAACUGAUGGAUUUAAACAAAUGUUACAAACUGGUAUAGAGACUCCUAAUUUAAAUGUUCGAUAUGUUUCAUCUAUAUCUUGGUAUUUUGUUAAUUUAUUUGGUCUUAGACCUAUAUAUUCUUUAUUAAUGGGAGAUGCUAAUGCAGCUGCAGAAUUAGUUAAUCAACAGCAACAACAACAACCUCUUCCAAAUAUUGGAGGUCCUGGUGGCCCCAAGGCUUCAAAAUUAUUCCAAGCAGAAGCAGAGAAUAUUCAAAUUUUAACUCAUAAAUCCAUAUUUGAUGGAAUUGUUGAUAGAGUUUUAGAUCAACAUGCAUAGUAAUUACGUAAUAUAUACGUUAUGAUACAUAGAUAGCUACUAUAUAAUAUAAUAUAAAUAUAUAUAUGUAUUGUAUUGAUAUAUGUAAUAUGUAAUUAUAUAUAGGAAGCUUAACUAUGUGCCUGCACACA